GUGGUGAGCUGUCCCCCCAAAAAGUGAAGUUUUGACGGCAACUGAAGAGCGCUUUCCGUUUGCGCACACAAACAACGAGUCAUUUCCACAUUGUAGCCUCAGUUCCAAGGGGGCAAAGUCAGUGACUGACCAUGGAAGUGGUCAACGUCUUGUUACUCGUGUUGUCUUUGACCGUGUCAGAAAGAUUUCUUGUCGCCGCGUUUUCUCAGUCUCUAGACAGCGACUUCACGUUUACUUUACCCGCUGGCCGAAGGGAGUGCUUCUUCCAGACUAUGAAAAAAGACGCAUCUCUUGAAAUAGAAUACCAGGUGUUGGAUGGAGCUGGCCUGGAUGUAGAUUUCCAGAUCUUCUCUCCCUCCAGCCACAUACUCUUCAGUGACUACCGCAAAUCUGACGGAGUACACACGGUUGAGACGGAGGACGGGGACUACAUGUUCUGCUUCGACAACUCGUUCAGCUCCGUGUCUGAGAAGAUCAUCUUCUUCGAGCUGAUCCUGGACAACAUGGAGAACGAGGGGGAGGAGGCGGACGAGUGGAAGGAGUACGUCCACGGGACGGACAUGCUGGACAUGAAGCUGGAGGACAUCAUGGACACCAUCAACAGUGUGAAGGCUCGUCUGGGGAAGAGCCUUCAGAUCCAGACGGUGCUCCGGGCCUUCGAGGCCCGCGACCGCAACCUGCAGGAGAGCAACUACAACCGGGUCAACAUGUGGUCGUGCACCAGCCUGGCGGUCAUAGUGCUGGUGUCGGGCGUGCAGGUGUACCUCCUCCGCUCGCUGUUCGAAGACAAAAGAGUGACCCCCACGUAACCCCACCCCCUGGGAGGUGACUGGGGGAGAGGGCCAACCAAUCAUCUUUGAGGAACUGGUGCGGAGGCGGGGGUCAUGGCUGACGCAACGUCACAAACCACACAAAUUGUCGUCGCUAACACGCUCUCAGACGCAGCGUGGAGAAGAUCCCUCUGUAGCUGUCAUCACACAGAAACAUCUGUUAUUAUCUCUAUAUCUCUCUCUGUCUCUCUCUCUCUUUCUCUCUGUCUCUCUAUGUCUCUCUCUGUCUCUCUCUCUCUGUCUCUCUAUGUCUCUCUUUCCUGUAGUUCACCUUGUCAGUCAGUAGGACCUCUGUCUCUCCUGAUCUGCUAACAUCCAUCUGUAGCAGCAAGGCUGGCAGCCCCUCCUCUCUCCCUCCUCUCUCCUUGCUGGUCUCACUGCUGCCCCGCCCUCAGAUCUGCUGUCAACACCAGAGAGAGAGACACCGAAGCCUACAGUGAUUUCCUUUUUUAAACCGAGCCUGAAAGAACAACUUGUCCAAUCUGUCCCUUUGGCAGUUUGUUUUUGUGCAAAGUUAGCAAUAACUUAAAAGUAGUCGACGAAUGAAGAAAGCGUGUUUUGAAGUUGAGUGUUCCUGGCACUGAGGGGAGAGACCACUGUGUUGUCUCUGUCCACGCAUCUCCUCUCCCCGUGGGUCAGAUGCGGGUUGUGUUGCCGGGCCGUUCGGAGCGGAGCGCAUGUUACUGACAGGCCUCACUGACGUUUCUAUGGAACCCUUUUCCAAGAACUGUGUGGCCUUUCAAAUCUGAGAUUCUGGACAGGGGUGCUACACACACACACACACACACACACACCAUGACACAAUCCAUCUCUCUCUUUCCCUCUUUCUGCCACACACAGACACACACACCUCUUCUCAGAAGCCCCUUGCUGUCACCAGGUGUGUUCUCCUGGUGGUGGCAUAUUUCCUGUGCUGCUCUCUGCAGCCGAGCCCAGCAGGUUAGGGUAGAGGUUCCAUCUCUCAUCCUCUAAAUCACUACCAACCUACUCCUUACUAACUGACAGGCAGGGCCCACACCCGCCCACACCCCCACCCAACCCGCGCAGCACUCCUGCCCCGCACCAUGCUGGGCUGAAAGGAGGCUCAGGUUUCCUGCACCCUGUCAGCCAGCAGAGAGAUGGUGCCUGCCUGUCUGUUUGUCUGCCUGUUUGCCUGUCUGCCUGUUUGCCUGGCUGCCUGCCUGUGGUGACAGAUUCCUAUUUCAGUCUUCUCUUCUAUCCUGCGUCACCGCUACAAUCUCCAGAGAGACGUGUUUACAGGAGACCGGCUCAGCCCACUUGGUUUCGAGUGUUUGUGUUUUUGACGCGCGCCUUUUUGAAGAUUGACGGGUAUGUGUUUCUUGUUUGGCUCUUCGGGGUCUUUUUGUAUUAAACAGGAAGUUAGUCUCUAAGUUUUGUGCUUUCCCAGCACAAACUGCAGUGUUUCUAUGUACUUACUAAGGCACUGUGCUGGUGAGUGAGGGCUGAAGGUUGAUUUCUUCUUCACCUUAGACUCCUGGUAUACUGAUGGGGUGAGUGGUAUCAAAUGACUAAAUGUAAAAAAUGACUAAAUGUAAAUAUCGCCACCUGCUGUUGGAAAACUGAAGGGUUUGAGCCUGCAAAACAAAACAUGACCUGUUUCAAUGCGUUGGCCUAGUUUCAGUGAACCCAUUGUCUGCUUUCAAAGAUGUGUAUAAAUAUUGAUAGUGCGACAUAAAUCAUCAGGUCUCUGUUUUAGCAGUAUACUACUCGUUACCCAGACUGUUACUUUUUGCGGUUAAGAUUUUAAAAUGUGUUUUUUUCCCUUUCCAAGCAGAACAUGUAAUGAUAUGAUCUGUCUGCUGAGGUUGAGGCGGGCUCUACAUUUUUGUGCUACUAACUGAUAGGUUACUGUGCAGGGAUAUGUGUUCUGAUUGGUCAAAUUUGAGCUUUUCUCAACUUUUACAUCCGUAUUAUGGAGCGGUGAAACCCAGGCCCCAUUCCAGCUGGUCCACUCACUGUGUGGAAAACGUACUCUAAAGAACCAUCUUUGACUGCACAAUAGGUCAACAGACUUAAUAGAACCAAUAUCGCCUGGUUCACAUUAUUGUGUAUUUUUAUGGGCUGUGUGUGGUACAAUUAAACUGCAGCCAAGUCACUUUCGAUAGAGCGCCUCAACUAACGUCAUGGAACAAAAAUUGGAUAUUUGGGGAUAUUUAUCAGAAAUAUUCUGUAGCUAUAAACGUGUAAAUAAAAUUGUCAAAUGUU
Molecule: messenger RNA, 3056 nt
Organism: Osmerus eperlanus (European smelt)
Lineage: Eukaryota; Metazoa; Chordata; Actinopteri; Osmeriformes; Osmeridae
Gene: tmed5
Product: transmembrane p24 trafficking protein 5
Exons: 4
Coding region: 132-809 (225 amino acids)
Biological process (GO): Golgi organization; intracellular protein transport; endoplasmic reticulum to Golgi vesicle-mediated transport
Cellular component (GO): endoplasmic reticulum; COPII-coated ER to Golgi transport vesicle; endoplasmic reticulum-Golgi intermediate compartment
Source: RefSeq, a predicted model, not a curated record